Molecule: messenger RNA, 2159 nt
Organism: Osmia bicornis bicornis
Lineage: Eukaryota; Metazoa; Arthropoda; Insecta; Hymenoptera; Megachilidae
Gene: AsnRS
Product: asparagine--tRNA ligase, cytoplasmic
Exons: 8
Coding region: 275-1945 (556 amino acids)
Biological process (GO): asparaginyl-tRNA aminoacylation
Cellular component (GO): cytoplasm
Molecular function (GO): nucleic acid binding; asparagine-tRNA ligase activity; ATP binding
Source: RefSeq, a predicted model, not a curated record
UACAUACCAUCUUGCGAAUACGUGAAGGAUAUAAAAUUGCGCACAUUGUGCAUUUCGCCCCGAUUAGCGAUAAUCCCAGAUAACUCCGAAACGAAGUGGAAAGCGCGAGUUGCAUCAUUCACCUGCAUUCACUUCUUAUCGAGUUGCAUCAUUCAAAGUGCAUUAUCCGAUCUCAGAUUUCAAAGUUUGAAUUAUUACAUAUUUGAAACAUUUUAUAGAUCAUAGAUAUCAUAUAAUUAACUUUCCUAAAUCCAGUUUGAUAUAAAAAAGAAAAAUGCCCGAGAAAGACUCCUCCCAUAUUGUACCAGAUGCAAUUUAUACUUCGCAGAAAAAUGGAAAUGAUGAAACAGGAGAUGGUUCUGAUACUAACCCUUUCAAAACAGUUUUAAGAGCAAUGCAUCAUGCGGGAAAAGAACCAUUUCCACCAAUUUAUCAAGAUUGUACUAAGGGCAAUGAAAAGUAUGAACUUGUAUCUAAAUCACAAUUAAAGAAGGUGCAAAAAGUUUGGGUAAGAGAACAAUAUAAAAGCGAAGAAAAACAAAAGAAGCUGUUAGAAGAUGAAGGAAAGAGGUUGAAGAAUUUGGAGGAAGCUAAAGCGCUUGUAAUUCAAGAGGAUAGUACUUUGCCACCUGCGAUUCGUAUUAAAAUUAAAGACAGUAUUAGUCAUAGAGAUCAACGAGUAAAACUUUAUGGAUGGGUACACAGGCUUAGACGUCAAGGGAAAGCACUUAUGUUCAUUACACUAAGAGAUGGAACUGGUUUCCUACAAUGUGUACUUAAUGAUACUUUGUGUCAAACGUAUGAUGCAUUGUUACUAUCUACAGAAGCUUCUGUUGAAGUAUUUGGAAUCCUAAAGAUUGUACCAGAAGGAAAAAAUGCUCCAAACGGGCAUGAAUUGGUGGUUGAUUACUGGGUGCUAAUAGGAGCAUCUCCUCCCGGCGGUGCAGAUUCUAUUUUGAACGAGGAAGCUCUUCCUGAUGUGCAGUUAGACAAUAGGCAUAUUAUGAUUCGCGGUGAAAACACAUCUCGUAUAUUAAUUAUGAGAUCUGUAUUGAUGCAAGCAUUUAGAGAUCAUUAUAAAGAAAGGAAUUACUGCGAAGUAACGCCACCGACAUUAGUGCAAACUCAGGUAGAAGGCGGGUCAACAUUGUUUAAAUUAGAUUAUUUUGGAGAAGAAGCAUUUCUAACACAAAGUUCACAACUUUAUCUCGAGACUUGCAUUCCAGCGAUGGGCGAUGUAUACUGUAUCGCCCAAUCUUAUAGAGCCGAACAAUCGAGGACUCGAAGACAUCUUGCAGAGUAUACACACGUGGAGGCGGAGUGUCCCUUCAUUUCAUUCGAUGAACUACUUGAUCGAUUGGAAGAUUUGGUAUGCGAUGUAGUUGAUCGUGUUUUAAAGUCACCUCUUGGACAUCUUGUCAAGGAAUUGAAUCCUGAUUUUGAAGUACCAAAGAAGCCAUUUAAGAGAAUGAAUUAUAGCGAAGCUAUCGAAUACCUUCGAGUUAACAAUAUAACUAAAGAAGAUGGAACAUUUUACGAGUUUGGCGAAGACAUUCCAGAAAUGCCAGAGAGAAAAAUGACUGAUGCAAUAAAUGAACCGAUAAUGCUCUGUAGAUUUCCUGCAGCGAUUAAGUCAUUUUACAUGCAACGUUGUCCCGAAGAUAAAUCUCUGACCGAAUCAGUGGAUGUGCUUUUACCGAACGUCGGAGAGAUAGUUGGAGGGUCAAUGCGUAUUUGGGAUUACGACGAAUUGUUAGAGGGUUACAAUCGUGCAAAUAUCGAGCCAAAACCAUAUUAUUGGUACACGGAUCAGCGAAAGUAUGGAACUUGCCCCCAUGGUGGAUAUGGAUUAGGCUUAGAAAGGUUUAUGUGUUGGCUUUUGAACAGGUAUCAUAUACGCGAAGUAUGCCUUUAUCCACGGUUCCUGGAACGUUGCCGUCCUUAGGUUUUUCUUCUUUGUUUUUGGGUCAUCCUAUGCUUAUCUAUACGAUAUAUAAUUAUUGACACCUUUGAAAAUUGAAUCUUCAGUAAAAUCUUUAAACAAAUGUAAGUCCUAAAUCGUGAAAUAUAUCAAAAUAUGUUCAAUUGUUUUUUUCUAUUUGUUAUGUAAUAAACUAAUAAAUAAAACCACAACAUAGAAAACUGUUGUUUCAACGAAA